AUGUCAGUGAGUUGCUUCAUAGAAUCGCCUGUAAGAAGUCCCGAUGCUCGUCUCGACUACUACCCAGAGCGUCAAACGAGCAGCAGGCCGCCUCUAGCAUGUGCCAUGUCUACGUAUGAAGCUCCUUCCCUCUUCCACGUCGAGGACCACAGCAUUUAUGUCACGCGCAAUGCUUUCCAAUGGCCGUGUCGUUGGGUUUGA
Molecule: messenger RNA, 201 nt
Organism: Protopolystoma xenopodis
Lineage: Eukaryota; Metazoa; Platyhelminthes; Monogenea; Polystomatidea; Polystomatidae
Source: the annotation of a GenBank genome assembly